Prorocentrum cordatum is the source of this 1766-nucleotide messenger RNA. NCBI's taxonomy places the organism in Eukaryota, Dinophyceae, Prorocentrales, Prorocentraceae. The record is from the annotation of a GenBank genome assembly.
AUGGAGAACCCCGUUUCGAAUCAGGGCGUUGAGGUAACUUCUUUCUCUUCGGCGUCGAAGUACGUGGCAGUGUCACUCGUCGCCGUGAUCGUGCUUGCUGUGGACGAACUGAAUCCAGUGAAGGUACUUUGUAGCUACACAGAUGCCUUGGUGCCGAUGCGGGAGAGACACCUCGCCAUGUUCGCAGCGUUCCUGUUGUGUCUCACAAUGGUCCAGCAGAAGAAGCAUGUGCUCUACUACUCUUGCCGGCUGUUCUUCCGGUGUACAUUCAACAACAUGUUUUUCCGCUCCGUGGAAAUAGUGGGCGCAGAGAACAUUCCCUCGCACGGACCCGUGAUCUUCACAGGAACCCACAACAACCAGUUCGUAGACGCCGUCUUCCUCCUGACGACUUGCCACAGGGAGAUCAAUUUCAUGAUCGCCAGGAAAUCCUGGGACAGGCCCGUCGUCGGGCACCUCGCCAGGGCGUUCAACGCCAUCCCCGUCAGCCGGCCGCAGGACAUGGCCUUCUCGGGCGACGGGCGGGUACUUUCCGACGGCACCGCCUCGCUGAGAGGCGAAGGCACCCGCUUCACGGCGCAGGUGGAGCCGGGCGCGCAGGUGAGCAUCAAGGGCCACGAGGACCCGUACAGGGUGACAGCCGUGAUCUCGGACACCGAAUUGCAGUUGGCCUGCGCCGUGAAUGCCAGCGCGGAUGGCGGGGAGACGUACAAGGUCUUUCCAAAGGUAGACCAGUCCGAGAUGUACGAUGCCGUCCACAAGGCUCUCCGGGAGGGAAAAUGCCUCGGCAUUUUUCCAGAGGGCGGCAGCCACGACCGCACGGACCUGCUCCCCCUGAAGCACGGCGUGGCAAUCAUCGCCCUGGACGCGCGCAGCAAGCACAGCGUCCAGGCCGAUCGCAAGCUCAAGACUUGCCGUCAAUUCCAGCGCGCUCUGGCGCUCGCGGACAGCACUCUCGCCGUUGGCCGGCCCACGGCCAGGGCAGAGCGGCUGUACGCGCAGGCGGAGCAGGACAAGGAGAGCCGGAGGGCGGCGACGGACGAGCUGCUGCGGAUGGUCUCCGCGGGCAUGCGCAGCACCAUCGUGCCGACGCCGGACUACAAGUUCCUCCAGCAGAUCUACAUGCUGCGCCGCCUUUACAUGAGAGAAGGAGUUAAGGUCAGCACAGGGCGCACCAUGGACCUCAACCGACGAUUCGCGCUGGGAGUGACCAGGAUCGCAGAGCUCGCCGAGGAGUCGGGGAAGGGCGGCGAGACGGACGAUGGCAAGCUCACGCCAGAGGAGAAGGACGUUUUUUUCAAGAUCAGGGACGAGUUGUUAAGGUACAUGUCUGACCUGAAAGCCCUGGGCCUGCGAGAUCACCAAGUCAGGCACAUCGGGUGGUGGUCCGUGAAAGACUUGCUCAGCCAGCUCGUCUACUUGCUUUUCACCGUUGGUGUCGGCGCAAUCCCGAACAUCCUGUUCAACCUGCCAGUGAUAGCCAUCUCCAGAAGGUGGGCCGUCAUCGAGCAGGCCAAGUCGCUCAAGGCUUCCAGCGUGAAGCUGGCCGCCCGCGACGUGGUCAUGUCGUACAAGAUAAUUUACGUGCUCAUGUUCGCGGUGCUGGGCACGAAGGCCGCCGAGCAGGGCGUGCGCACCUACGCCGACAUCGUGCCCAUCUGCCGGCGCCUCCGCCCGAGCACCGCCGAGGCCUACGAGCGGCUCCCGGCGCAGCGGGCGGCCCUGCAGAAGGGCCUGUUCCGGGCGAUCAAGAUGCUGGGCCCUCG